AAUGAAGCUCGUCAGUCGAAAUCUUGGCAACUGUUUCACACCUAACCCACAUUACAUUAGCCACGCAGCAGGUACUAUCAAGUGCUUUUGGACUUGUUUUCCACAUUCACCCCAUUGCUUACUAAAUUAUUAAUAAGAACAUAAUAGGUACCACGCACCAACAGGACGCUCCACAAAAUGUCGACAUUUUUUACGUACAUAACAGGUAGUUCGGCACAAACAAUGUGAAGUUUGAUGAAUUGGCUAACUAACGCAGUAUACCAGUACGUUUUUAGUAACUUGCCAAUAGCUAGCUAAUAUUAACGGUAUACUGUCUCACAGCAAAGUGUUCUCCAUAUUUUAGAUUUUUUAUUUUGUUCCACAUUGUCAACAUGACCGUAUUAUACGCAUUUUAUGUCGAUACUUAAAGCGUGGAUGCAGAACACCAUGAAAUGACAGACCACUAAAGCAUAACGAAGGAAGAAAGUAAAGUGCAAAACAUAGACGAAGCCGAAGGGAAAUGACGUUUAUGAUGUACGAACAAAGUCGCCAUCUUCUGCGGGUGCCACAACGUCCUGUAUCAAUGCUGCUUCCAAGCCACGGUUGCUAAAUACUGCAAAAGAUUGAAGUGAACGGCAAGAGCAUCGGUGGAAACAUGAGCAUGGAGAAAGAGGUGCAGAGCUGGGGUGACAAUCCUGUGAAGCCUGAGAAAGGGGGGGAUCAGCCAGCUGUCCUGGGACAGGAGGGGAACAUGAGAGAGAUGUCCCAGUCUGACGACUCUCGAAUGGACAUAGACCCGGCAGGCACUGACACCGCAGAGCUCGUCUCUCAUUCAGAGACCAAGCUGUACAAGAGGCGCUGGGUCAUGCUCUUCCUCUUUAGCUCCUACUCCAUGAGCAAUGCCUUCAUGUGGCUCCAGUACGGCAUCAUCAGCAACAUCUUCAUGCACUUCUAUAAUAUUGACACUUUCGCCAUCGACUGGCUCUCCAUGAUCUACAUGCUCACGUACAUCCCGUUCAUCCUUCCUGUAAUGUGGUUCCUGGACAACCGGGGAAUCCGUGACGUGGUGGUGGUGGGCUCUGCCUUCAACUGCAUCGGGGCCUGGAUUAAGACGGGCACUGCCUCUCCGGACCUCUUUGCCGUCACCUUCUUCGGGCAGUUUGUGUGCUCGGUGGCCACAGUCUUCAUCCUGGGGAUCCCCUCCCGUCUGGCCUCCCUUUGGUUUGGCCCGCAAGAAGUUUCUACAGCCUGCUCCAUCGGGGUCCUUGGGAACCAGCUCGGCAUUGCCAUUGGGUUCCUUGUGCCACCUAUCCUGGUGCCCAAUGUGGAGGAUAAGGAACAGCUUGCACGUCACAUUAGCAUCAUGUUCUACAUGACUGCUGGAGUAGCCACCCUGAUCUUCAUUCUGGUGGUCAUUGUUUUCCAGGAGAGGCCGAAAAUCCCGCCCACUCAAGCCCAGGUUGUAUCCCGCAACAUCCCACCGGAGCAGUACUCCUACAUGGCCUCCAUCAUGAGACUGCUACGAAACAUACCCUUCAUCCUCCUCAUCAUCACUUACGGACUGAACGUGGGCUGCUUCUACGCCGUCUCCACGCUACUGAACCGGAUGAUCAUCGAUCAGUAUCCUGGUGAAGAGGUGAAUGCUGGCAGAAUCGGCCUCACCAUCGUCAUUGCCGGCAUGGUGGGGUCCCUCAUCUGUGGCAUCUGGCUGGACAAGACCAAAACCUACAAGCAGACGACGCUGGCCAUCUACCUUUUGUCCUUCGUGGGGAUGCUCGUGUAUACAUUCACCCUCCAUCUCGGCCACUUGUGGUUGGUCUUCAUCACUGCUGGGGCACUCGGCUUCUUCAUGACGGGCUACCUGCCUCUAGGAUUCGAGUUCGCCGUGGAGUUGACAUACCCCGAGUCGGAGGGCACCUCUUCAGGGCUGCUCAACUGCUCAGCACAGGUAUUUGGAAUCCUAUUUACCAUUGGUCAAGGGAAGAUCAUCGACAAAUUUGGCACGCUGGCUGGGAACAUUUUCCUCUGCGUAUUCCUCUUGAUCGGAGCGGUCAUGACAGGAUUCAUCAAGUCGGAUCUCCGGAGGCAGAAGGCGAAUCGGUUGGCGGAGGCAGGCGCUGAGGUCUCCCAAUCUCCGAACUAUGGGGCCACAGGCCCAUCAACUACCUGCAGCAGCAGUCCUGAAUUAUAACCCCAACCCCAGUAAGCCCCAAACACAGAUGCGCCAAGAUUUUGAAGGAGCACCUGGAAGAGGCCCUCACUGCACCGGUGGUCUUGAACGAGGCUAAACUGUAGGAACGGGCAGUCUGCAGGAUGGACAUGCAGAUGCCUCUUUGUGCCUUCUUCUCUACCCGCACACACCUUAAACUGUGUUUUCAGAGACCCACCUUAGCUGCAUGUGCUGUUGCAUGUUCCAACAUGCAUUUAAACUGAGCAAGUCUUAUACAUUGCUUGUGUACUGUGCUGCACACAUCCACAUAUUCAGGGUCAUACUUCAAUAGAGCUUACAGAACAUCUGCCUUUAUCACAAAAUAGUCAAAGAACAAAACUGGAAAAUAAAACGGCAGAAUAAUUUUUUCUUCAGCCGUUAUAUUUUUGCUAUUCCUAUUUUGGUGCAGCAAAAACAAAAAGAUUGUGGUGAGGGAUUAUAUGUAGUAUACAGUACGGGAGUUACAUGAUUUAUGUAUGCUGAUCUAUGAACAAGACUGCUCCCUAGCUAGGAGUAAGCAGCGUAUACACUUUUGUAUUGCAUCUCCCAUAGACCAGCUGUUAUGCAAAUAGCCGUGGGAACACUUGUGUCAGGUGCAAACAACCUGCAGCUAACUUGGGUCAGUGAAAGCACAGCUAUAGAUAACUUCAGACACACACAGUACAAACAACACACACUCUCCUUAGCCUAAGUAAGGGACACAUUAAACACACACAUGAACUAUUGAAGAAGAGCUGCUUCCCUUUAACAAUGUGAGAACUGGGAGAAACAGUUUAACAUACAGUGCUAUGCUGUUGUCAGGGAAAACUGGCUCCCAGUGAUAUACAGGUGAGGACUGACGACACUGUCAGACAGAUGGAAGAGAUGGAUGGAGAGACGGCCAGUCACCCAACCUCAUCUCAAGCACAUGGUUGAUCACUGGAUUGCAGCAAUUCACAUUUCUCUAUCCAGAAACAAAUUCUGACUUUUGAAAUAAUAACAUUACUGCUGCCACUGAGGGAACUUUUUAACAUAAUUCAUUUUGUACCUUACAUUGGACCUCAACACCAUGAAAACACAGACGUUUUCGAAAUAUGACUUUUUCGAAAUCCUACCAGCAGUACAUUCAACCAAAUCCCAUAAUGGUAAGGGAUUAUGUAUGUAUUCUUUAAUGAGCAAUAUUCAAAUUGUGAUUGCCUUUUCUUAUAGUAGACCAAUACAAACAAAUCUUUACAUUGCUGAAGAUUUUUAUGUGUUCUAUUUUUUUAGAAUAUGAAAGUAAAAAUUAGAAUGCUGAUUCAGCCAGUGGUAUAGCACUUUCCCCACUAUGGCAGUCCAAACCACCUGUUAAACAGGUAUGGAGUGUGGUUAUGAAUGGACUGUAGUUACUACCUGCAGAGGAAAGUACAGGAGAACACCAAUACCAUUGAUUCAGUUGAUGCUGUGCAUCUGGGUAUGUCUCAGAAGGUCAGUCUCUGAUCUGUACCAUAGACACUAAACCCUGCUUUCACAGCGUUCUCAGAGAGAAUAUCAGACACUUUAGGACUGUAGUAUAUUACUCCACGACAGGUCUCUGUGUUCAUUAGCCAGCACUCUAAUAGUCCUAGUUCCUGAAUCCGAGCACAAAUUUAAUUUCAUAGAACAACAGGGUCAUGGCACCCGUUACCAUACAACACAUGGAUACUGCUGUGAAAUCAACCCUUCUGUACAUCUGUCAAUAAAACUAGGUAGGUUACUGUAAAAUAUAGGCCAGUUUAGCAGGUCAACUUCUUUUAGCUACAAUGAUCGGCUUUGUGAAAUAGAAUUAACGUAUUUGGUGUACUGUACAAUGUGGGCAAUUGAGUUUUUGCUUUGCUAUCAAUAAAUCCUACUCUAAUUCUCUAACCAAGUUUCUGGUUAAGAAUGAAGCCAUAGUUGGGCAAAUUGUAUUUUAGCACUUACAUGUAUGAUUCCCUGUACUUGUUAUUGAUAAAAAUAUAUACUUUUAAAUUAUUUGUGAGUUAAUUUUUCUAAUAUUUAUGAAUGUGUUGUGUUUCUAAAAACAGCAGUGAUUUUCCUCUGAAUUGUUCUGUAAUCCUAAGUACCAUUAUCUUAUAUCAGUGGUUAUAACAUUGUUUUGUAGACUAAUUUUGUAUACCUCUCAAUGAAAAGUGAUUUGUGAAGCUUGAGCCAUUUAAUUUGAAAGAAUAACAAUUACAGUUUUGUACUACAAAUUGUUCCUACUCAUCAUUUAUACGAGUUACAGGUGUGAACUAUGGAGCUCAUAUUUUGUUGAAAUAAAGAUUAUUUUACAUGAAAA
Molecule: messenger RNA, 4466 nt
Organism: Conger conger (European conger)
Lineage: Eukaryota; Metazoa; Chordata; Actinopteri; Anguilliformes; Congridae
Gene: flvcr2a
Product: FLVCR choline and putative heme transporter 2a
Exons: 12
Coding region: 635-2170 (511 amino acids)
Biological process (GO): transmembrane transport; heme export
Cellular component (GO): membrane
Molecular function (GO): heme binding; heme transmembrane transporter activity
Source: RefSeq, a predicted model, not a curated record